Acanthamoeba castellanii str. Neff is the source of this 228-nucleotide messenger RNA. RefSeq lists its product as uncharacterized. Lineage: Eukaryota; Discosea; Longamoebia; Acanthamoebidae. Bases 1 to 228 code for a protein of 75 amino acids. The record is from RefSeq and is a predicted model, not a curated record. The transcript is spliced from 3 exons.
AUGAGCACUGCGAGCAGUCUGAAGAAUAAAUUUGAGCAGCAAAUUCAGGAGGUGAACGCUGUUCCUGAAAAGCCGAAGAAGCCCCAGAAGCAGAGGGAGUGGACCCCCACCAACAACGGCGCCACGGGCGCCCACAACGCCACCGGGUAUUCGGCGCAGACAAAGAAGCAAACCAGGUACGCGGAAGGCCAGCUGCCACCCAAGAAGAGUCUCACCGAUCUCCCGUAA